CAUAGAAUUAAAAAGUUGGGCCAGCAUGACUCCAAGCAAAGUUGAGGCCCAUACAGACGGUGGUUGGUGUGAGUUUGCGUGAAUCUUCGUCCUCAUGUUCCGCUCUAUCUGCUUAACGCGAUCUGUGAUUGUCCCGACAGAGAGAGAUGACGAUGCAUUCACGGAUUAGAAGUGUUGCCGGAAACAUCAAAUGCGCCGCGAGACUCUUCAGUUCAUCAUCUGCAACCUCUCCGGCGGCGCCGUCGCAAUUCUCGAAUACUCUGGCAGGGCUCCGGGAUCGGCUGGCGGAGGAGUCGCCGUCUCUCUCGGACUUCAUUGCGCUGAAAUCGGAGAGCGCGUACUCUGUAGAGGUUGGGACGAAGAAGAAGCCGCUUCCGAAGCCGAAGUGGAUGAAGGAGGUUGUUCCUGACGGCGAGAAGUACGUGCAGAUUAAGAAGAAGCUCCGCGAAUUGAAGCUUCACACUGUUUGCGAGGAGGCUCGCUGCCCUAAUUUGGGCGAGUGCUGGUCCGGCGGCGAGACAGGCACUGCUACCGCGACUAUCAUGAUUCUCGGUGACACUUGUACUCGAGGUUGUAGAUUUUGCAAUGUUAAGACAUCGAGGACUCCUCCACCACCUGACCCUGAUGAGCCCACCAAUGUGGCUGAAGCAAUUGCAUCAUGGGGUCUGGAUUAUGUGGUUAUAACUAGUGUUGACCGUGAUGAUUUACCUGAUCAAGGGAGUGGUCAUUUUACUGAAACAGUGCAGAAGCUGAAGGUACUGAAGCCUAAUAUCCUGAUAGAAGCCCUAGUUCCGGACUUCCGAGGAGAUGAUGACUGUGUAGAGAAGGUUGCCAAAUCAGGAUUGGAUGUCUUUGCACAUAACAUCGAGACAGUUGAAGAGCUACAGAAUGUUGUACGGGAUCAUCGUGCUAGUUUUAAGCAGUCAUUAAAAGUUCUAAUGAUGGCCAAGGAAUAUGCUCCUGCUGGAACACUCACUAAGACUUCAAUAAUGUUAGGUUGUGGGGAAACACCUGACCAGGUCGUGAAGACCAUGGAAAAGGUUCGAGCGGCUGGUGUUGACGUGAUGACAUUUGGGCAGUACAUGAGACCUUCAAAGCGCCACAUGCCAGUAUCUGAAUAUAUUACACCGGAGGCCUUUGAUAAGUAUCAGACUCUUGGCAUGGAAAUGGUGAGUCUUUUUGUUCACGUGUUUGUAUUUAACUUAUUUUUGUUUGGAGAAAUACUCAUUUUUUUGGGAANCGAGAUGUCAGGCGACAACCCCAACACCAUCCAAAUUGUCGCCAUUGGAGUCCAUACACGCUCCCACGUGCCAAUCAAAGUUUGCAAAUGCUGUCUUUUCCAGUUGCUCGUGGCGGGGUGUGCGUCGUCUUUGGCGCCGAUCAUUUUUAUUUCUUCUGUGUCUAUUCCUAAAUAUGCCAGUGAUGCCUUAGCCCAUCUUGGUUGGUGUCAAGCUAUGCUAGAUGAACUAAUUGCUCUUCAAAAUAGUGGAACUUGGGAGCUUGCUCCAUUAUUGUCUGAGAAAUCCGUUGUUGGUUGCAGGUGGGUUUUUGCUAUCAAAGUUGGUUCUGAUGGUACUAUUGGUCGCCUCAAAGCUCGACUUGUGGCCAAAGAUUACACACAAAUUUUGGAUUGGAUUAUGGUGAUAUUUUUCUCCAGUGCCAAAGAUGACUUCUGUUCGUUUAUUUAUAGCUAUGACUGCUCUUCACCAAUGACCUCUUUAUAA
Messenger RNA from Vigna umbellata (rice bean), 1724 nucleotides. NCBI's taxonomy places the organism in Eukaryota, Viridiplantae, Streptophyta, Magnoliopsida, Fabales, Fabaceae. The record is from RefSeq and is a predicted model, not a curated record.